Molecule: messenger RNA, 2656 nt
Organism: Phyllopteryx taeniolatus (common seadragon)
Lineage: Eukaryota; Metazoa; Chordata; Actinopteri; Syngnathiformes; Syngnathidae
Gene: nudt12
Product: nudix (nucleoside diphosphate linked moiety X)-type motif 12
Exons: 8
Coding region: 91-1425 (444 amino acids)
Biological process (GO): NADP+ catabolic process; NAD+ catabolic process
Cellular component (GO): cytosol
Molecular function (GO): NADH pyrophosphatase activity; protein binding
Source: RefSeq, a predicted model, not a curated record
CGCAUCUCACCCUGACGUCACUCGUGUUCCAACAAGGAAGACGUCGUCGUACUUGUUGUUCGCCAGUUUCAGGUAUUGUCCGCACGCAGGAUGUCAGGUACGGGCGAAGAGGAAGUUGUGGAGAAGUUUCUGGACGCGGCGUCUCACGGAGACGAGGGCCAGGUGACGUCCCUGCUAUCCGCCGUCCCGUCUCUGCUCGAGCGGACGGGCCCGAGAGGAUGGACGGCGCUCAUGCUCGCCGCCAGGAACGGACAUCAAAACGUGGUCCAAACGCUACUCCAACACGGGUGUGACAGGAGUUUAGUGAACACUGUUGGUCAAAGCGCGUCAGACGUGGCCAAGUUCUGGGGUCACGAGCACGUCGCCAUCCUAUUGGGCGACCUUGACGAAGAAGGAGAUGGUGUCGGGUGCGAGAACUACUUCGGCUGCGAGCCUCUGGACCGUCUGAGCGCCAAGCGCACCGACAGCGUGUGGCUGGAGGACAGGAAGGAACAUCCCAGCUCAGUCUUUCUGCUCUUCUCCAACCUCAGCCCCAUGCUCUACCAGAACCAGGAGGGAGUGCAGCAUUUGUGUCGCAUGGGCUACGAGGCCGUCCAAGAUCUUGUGGAGAAGCCGGAUGCCGCGUUGGUCUUCCUGGGCGUGGAGAGGAGAAGCAGAACGCGAAGUGCGUCUGAGGAGCUCCCAGCCUGGUUUGCCAUCAGCAGCGACGAGGACGGCGCCGCGCUGCUCGGGCGCUGUCUGCACACGAAGCGGAAGUGCUCCUUCGCCUCCUCGGCGCACCGGGACCUGCUCAACCUCAGCGACGAAGACGCCGGCAUACUGGCUCCAGCCCGCGCACUGCUGGCGUGGCACCGUCGUUACGCUUUCUGUUCCACAUGCGGUAGCGCCACUGUCUCUGGGGAGGGAGGACACAAGAGGAGCUGCCGGAAUCAACAGUGCCCCAGUAACAAGGGAGUACACAACACGUGCUACCCCCGCACUGACCCCGUAGUCAUCAUGCUGGUGGUCCACCCAGACGGUAACCAGUGUCUCCUGGGCCGGAAGAGCGUCUUCCCGGCCAGAAUGUUCUCCUGCCUGGCUGGCUUUGUAGAACCUGGUGAGACACUGGAGGCGGCAGCACGGCGUGAGGUGUGCGAGGAGAGCGGUGUGCGGGUGGGCGCCGUUCGCUACGUUUCCUGUCAGCCAUGGCCCAUGCCCUCGCAGCUCAUGAUUGGCUGUCUAUGCGUCGCCGUGACAACGGACAUCAGCGUAGACCGCAACGAGAUAGAGGAGGCCAGAUGGUUUCCGCGGCAACAGGUGAUGGAGGCACUAUUGGGUGGAGGAUCCCGCCCGGGUCCCGCCCACUCGGGCCUCAUCAUCCCACCCAAACAGACCAUUGCACACCAGCUCCUACGACAUUGGAUCAGCACUGGAGCCAACCUAUGAACUUUGACCUCGGAUUUUCAAGGACCAGUUGUUGUGUGAAGAGCCUCGUAAUUGUCAGAAAACAUUUCAACACCGUCAACAACAAAACAUAUACAAUUUCUUUUUAUUACAAUUUCUCUCACUUCACUUAUCGAAGUAAAAGUGUCGCAAACUUCACUGUUUGACUCGAGCCUGGUUCUUUAAUUGGUUAUUGACUUAGUAAGGGACAUUCACCCAUCCAUUUUCCGUACCGCUUAUCCUCACUAGGGUCUCGGGCGUGCUGGCGCCUAUCCCAGCUAACUCUGGGCGGGAGGCGGGGUACACCCUGAACUGGUUGCAAACAACUAUUUGCACUCACAUUCACACCUAGGGACAAUUUAGAGUCUUCAAUUAACCUACCAUGCAUGUUUUGGGGAUGUGGGAGGAAACCAGAGUACCCGGAGAAAACCCACGCAGGCACGGGGAGAACAUGCAAACUCCACACAGCGAGGCUGGAUUUGAACCUGGAUCCUCAGAACUGUGCGGCAAAUGUGCUGCCAAAAUCAAGAACGUUAAAAAAAAAAAAAAAAAAAUCUUUUUUUCUUCUGCUCCUCAGCCCGCGAUAUUGUGGGCGGCCAGCAAGCAUUCCAAGGCUGACGGCCCAAACGCCAGUGUGCCAAUCCUUAGCCAUGCUGCCAGCGACUAGCUGCAGUACUAGUGCUGGUGGGCAGGCGUGGGGCGGUAGAGGCGUCAGGUUCGCCGCUGCCUCGCUAUGCGCCGUGGGUGGGGGGCACACAAAUACCACAUAACACUUGAGGGAAUAUGUAUUUUUUUGGGCAUAGCUUGAUGGCUAACUGCACGCUGUAGUGGUAGAAAUGUUCCAAGUUAUUAUUGAUAAAGAUGUGGCAAGUGGCCCGAAACGCCUCAGCUGAAAUGAGGGUGCUGAGUACUUAAAUAGUGGGGGAGGGGCAACUCAUACCAGUGUGUACACCCAAGACCAUGUACCAAGUAUGAACUUUGUCUUGGUUUUAGCCCCACCCAAAAAAUAUGGACAACUACAACAUUGCUAAAAUUCAAUACUAAAUUGUUCUCAAUCCGAAGUGCUGAAAAUGUGCAAACAUAUUUAAUGCAUUUAGAAACAAAAUGUUACUGUUUUUCCCACAUUUUUGACUGUUUUGACUUGGUGCUUGAUUUAUUCUGACCAUUAUAACGUUCUUCUUGACUUUGUUUUUAACUUGGUUUCUUGACUGUUUAAAACUGAUUUUAUACUUUG